GAUAGGCUUAUUACUGAUGAAAGGUUCAAAAGCAAAGGAUUAAAAACAAAGAAAAAAAAAAUCUGAGUCUUCCUAUGAAGUGAAUAUGUUUUCACUGACCGAAGUUUGCAGGGAAAUAUGGUCAGGUACAAUCAUUUUACUGGUGUUUAUUCUUAAAACAUGUGGAUGGAUUAAAAGACACGCGGAUAGCAACAAUGGAGAUGAAGAGGGUGAUGGUUGUGGAGAUGUUUUUGAAAGCUCUUUGAAAUCCAACCCCGGAGGUUACCAACUGAUUUGUAAACCAUCAACUCUUGCCAACUGGCUACUGAGGGAUAUAAAACAUUUGUCACAAAUUGAAUCUUCUUAUUAUUGGCUGAUGACAUGGCCACAUCUCCAGACAAUCAUUCAGCAUGUUCUACCAGCUGACAGGACAUUGGAGUUGGCAAGGGACUUUCUCCAGAUGACAGAUGGUGGAAUAGUAGCCUUGGAUUGGGUGGUGGGACCUAGGCCCGCUUCGAAACCUAGGAGAGGCACAAAUGCAAUAAGUAACCCACCUUUACUACUGGUUAUUCCCAAUACCUUUGGGAGGCUGACCAGAAAUAUCCAGCAACUUUGUUUACUGGCUUUAGAAAAAGGAUAUUACCCAAUCAUUUUUAACAGGAGGGGACAAAACAAUUGCCCACUAACUACUGUAAAAUUUCAGCCAUUUGGGGAAACUGCAGACUUAAAGGAGGCUGUCAGUUAUGUGCGUUACAGGCAUCCAUCUUCCAUGCUCUUUGCCGUGAGUGAGGGCCUGGGAUCGGGACUACUCCUCUCCUAUCUAGGAGAGUGUGGAUCGUCUAGCUAUCUCACAGCCGCAUGCAGUAUAUCUCCAAUUUUCCGUUUUCAGGAGUGGUUUGAUAAUGGUCUGCCGUGGUUAUAUGAAUGGAUUGUGCUCCUGUAUCAAAAAGUGAUUCUCAGCAGAUACUCUACGGCUAUUGCAGAAGUUUUGCCAGCUGAGAAGAUUUUUGCUAGCAGCUCACUGCGAGAACUUCACAAGACACUGUUUUGCCAAAGCAAGACUGAGACAACCAGCUGGGAUUACUACUGGGAGUGUAACGACCCUCUGAGUGAUGUGGAUGAAGUUGCCAUCCCUAUUUUGUGCAUUUGUAGCAAAGAUGAUCCAAUACGUGGGCGUCCGGAGAGCACACUUCCGAUCGAGCUUUUUCGGACAAACCCUUACUUUUUUCUACUGCUGACAAAGUAUGGUGGACACUGUGGUUUUCUGAAUGGGGCACCCGUAGCAUGGAGUCAUGAAGUUACUUUAGAGUACUUCAGAUCUGUUACAGAAUUUUUUCGAACAGAAGAAAAAACAAGGGGACUCACAAGGAAUCGGGGCACCAAUAUGUUAAACAGGCGGAGGAGACCAACACUACAAAAACGCGAAACAUCAUACACAGGCCUUGAAGAGAUAUUUAACUGGAAAAGAUCAUACACUAGAUAAUGAGCA
Molecule: messenger RNA, 1468 nt
Organism: Pelobates fuscus (common spadefoot toad)
Lineage: Eukaryota; Metazoa; Chordata; Amphibia; Anura; Pelobatidae
Gene: ABHD15
Product: abhydrolase domain containing 15
Exons: 2
Coding region: 86-1462 (458 amino acids)
Molecular function (GO): monoacylglycerol lipase activity; short-chain carboxylesterase activity
Source: RefSeq, a predicted model, not a curated record